This is a messenger RNA of Podarcis muralis (Common wall lizard), 1683 nucleotides long. RefSeq names its product protein Wnt-11b-like. Gene Ontology annotation, biological process: multicellular organism development; cell fate commitment; neuron differentiation. Gene Ontology annotation, cellular component: extracellular region. NCBI's taxonomy places the organism in Eukaryota, Metazoa, Chordata, Lepidosauria, Squamata, Lacertidae. Gene Ontology annotation, molecular function: cytokine activity; frizzled binding. The record is from RefSeq and is a predicted model, not a curated record.
GCGUCGCCGAAGUGGCCCGACGGCAAAAGUUGCCUACGGCAAGGCUGGCGACCCUCCCAGUCGCCACCUGGGCCUGGUGACCGCCCAUUGCGUCGGGAGCAGCCCUUUUAAGAGGCCUCUGCGCCCUUCCCCGGCCUUUCUUUCCGCCAGCCAUGCGCUGCUCCUGGAUGGGGCUUGCCCUGCUGCUUCCCAGCCUUGGCCUCUGCGCCGCCAUCCAGUGGUUGAGCCUGGCGGCCAAUGGGACGCAAGUGGCCUGGGAUAACCCCCAGGACUGCCGCCUUCUAGCAUCGGAUGCCCUUGCCCGGCUAUGCCGGAGGCACCUGGAGGCGAUGCCCAGCCUGGUGGAAGCAGCACGCCAGACCAAGGCUGUCUGCCAACAGACCUUUGCCAACUCCCGGUGGAACUGCUCGUCCGUCGAGGGGACGCCUCACUUGGCCCCAGACCUACAGAGGGGCACCAGGGAGUCCGCCUUUGUAUACGCCCUGGCAUCUUCCGCCGCCAGCCACUCCAUUGCCCGGGCCUGCGCUUCUGGGCAGGUCCCUUUCUGCUUCUGUGGCUCCUCUCCCUCUGAGGCACCCCACCCCAGCUUUCAGUGGGGUGGCUGUGGGGACAAUCUCCCCUUUGGACUCCAGCUGGGCUCUGCCUUUGUUGACGGCCCCAUGAAGUUCAGCAAGGCGGGGAGGCAGAUCUCCAGGGUCCUAAACCUCCAUAACAAUGCAGUGGGCCGGCAGGUCCUGUCAGACUCCUUGGAGACUAUGUGCAAGUGCCAUGGGGUGUCUGGAUCUUGCACUGUCAAGACCUGCUGGAAAGGCUUGCGGGAUUUAGCCACUAUUGGCUCAGAGCUCAAAUCCAAGUACCUGGAGGCCACGCAGGUGAUGCCUUGGCUUGUGGGCAGCAGAAGGCAGCUGGCACCCAGAGGAGGCAGACUUCGGCCCCUGAAGGCAGAUGAACUGGCCUACCUUGUACAUUCCCCCACUUAUUGUCUGAAGAACCCCAAGCUGGGCUCCUUGGGGACUCAGGAUAGGCCUUGCAACAAGACUUCAGCGGGCAGUGGCGGGUGCCGCCUCCUCUGCUGCGGCCGCGGCUACAACACUUAUGCAGAGAGGGUGGAGGAGAAGUGCCGCUGCAGGUACCAUUGGUGCUGCUAUGUGACCUGCAAGAAGUGCCAGCGGGUGGUUGAAAAACACGUCUGCAAGUGACCAGAGGCUGGGCCCCCGAGUUAAGCUAUACCUCUUUCCAACGAGAGGGUUCAUAUACAGAGAGAUAAACAGAUAUAUUUAUAUAUAUAAUUUUAUAUAUAAUUAUAUAUAUUUAAAAAAUAGUAAUUUAAUUUUAAUUUUUUUCCAAAUUUCUUUUAGAUUUAAAAUCAGUUAACUUUUUAUAAACUACAGUAUUUCAUUUACUUUUUUCAGCAAUAGCAUCUAAUGUUAUUUCUUUUCAUAAUGUUUUUUUAUUCAUUUUCAUUUUUCAACUGUUUAACAUGGUGGCAUUGAGAUAUAUCUUAAUACAGCAUAUGACAUGUGGCAAUUACAUAAAAAUAAAAGUAGAACUACAACCAACACUCAGAUAAAUGUUUCUGAUUAUAUUAUCAAAGUUGUGUCAAAGUAUAUAUACCAAAAUUAUUACAGUUGUUACAGAAAUAAUAUCUGAUUUUCAGAAUUUUGUGGCUCAUCACUCUUUUAA